Molecule: messenger RNA, 1610 nt
Organism: Vombatus ursinus (common wombat)
Lineage: Eukaryota; Metazoa; Chordata; Mammalia; Diprotodontia; Vombatidae
Product: IQ domain-containing protein K-like
Exons: 9
Coding region: 12-980 (322 amino acids)
Molecular function (GO): protein binding
Source: RefSeq, a predicted model, not a curated record
UAACCGCGUCCAUGGCCGGGAAGACUGGCCGCAAAGCCCCGGCUCCCCAGCCGGUGGUGGAAGUCGCGCAAACUCUGGAGGGGGAAGCGGCGGGAUCUGGCGUGACCAUCGCGGAGACGGGGUCUCCUCAGUCUACCUUGUCUACAAUCUCUCCACUGUCUCCGUCGUCUCCGGCAGUCGGGCCGUCGGCCGCCGUCUCGGCCGCGGCCACAGGGGUUAGUGAGACGCCCGAAGGCUCCAAGACUGCACCAGAGCCGGAGAAGAAUCUCUGGGAGCAGAUCUGCGAGGAAUAUGAAGCUGAGCAGCCUCCCUUUCCAGAAGGGUAUAAAGUAAAACAACAGCCAGUGAUUACUGUUUCUGCUCCAUUGGAGGCAACAGUUUCCCCAGGUUUAAGUCCAGAACACUUUUUUCAAGUUACCCCAAAUUAUGCCAUUGUCCAAGAUGUACCUUGUGUAGCACCUGAAGCUCCAGAAGUUUUUGACCCCAAAACAUGUUCUCCCAGAGAAUAUCUAGAAAAUUUUGUAUUUCCAGUGUUGCUUCCUGGAAUGGCUAACCUACUCCAUCAAGCUAAGAAGGAAAAAUGUUUUGAGCGGAAAAAAACAAAAUUUAUUGCCUGUGAUUUUCUAACCGAGUGGUUAUACAACCAGAAUCCAAAGAGGAUAGAUGAGCCAUUCACAGAAUUCUUCUCAAUUCCAUUUGUGGCAGAUUGGCUAAAGAUUCAUCCUAGGCCACCAAUUCCUCUGUCUCUCCUUCUGUCAGAAGAAGAAGCAACCCUCAUCAUCCAGUCAUUCUGGAGGGGCUAUCUGGUUCGUUGUGAACCUGAGAUCCAAGAAUUGCGCCAGUGGCAGAAGCAACUGAGGGAAGAUAAUCACAUACAUCAGAGAGUGAAAGAAUUCUGGGCUAAACAAGAAAAAAAAGUGAAAUGCACAUUAGAGGAUGAAGAGCAGCCUCCCACCAUCACAGAUGUCCCAGACAAGUGAAUGGCAUCUGCCUCUUGCAUUCCUGAGUCUCAGACACAAAAGUUCUGUGCAUGCUGGGCAAAAUGAAGCAUGUAGGUAGAGUCGAUUAUGUACAAACUUACUAUCAUUAUUCUCUGGAGCUUUCCCCACAAACAGUCACUGGUCUAGAUGUUUCCCUCCUGCAGUACAAAACUGCUUUGAAAUGCAGUGUGACAUUGGUACUCUAGCUGCCUAUCCCCUAGUCCUAACAGAUAAUGCACCAUUUUCUGGUUCUCUCUAAGCAUUCAAAUCCAUUUCCCCACCUUUUGUGAACUUCUUAGUUGCAAUUCCAAAGAUUCAUUUUCAAACUGAGAUCCCAAACCUGGGAAUUCUGGGUUUUCUUUACCUGAAGCUACAGUUUUUUGCAAAUAUUUGCUCAUUUUGAAUUCCUUUGCUACUGAAGUACUUAAUUUCAAAGGAGAACAGUAUUUUUUGGGUCAUGACAAUCCUUAACACUCACUAGAACCUACAGGAGUGCAAAUGCAAGCAAUGAAAAGAGGAGACCAGAGUGAGUUUUCACCUCAAACCUCUAAGUCAAAAAUAUGGUAGAGAGGUCUUUAGCUUCCUGCUGAAAUUAAUAUCAAGUCCACAUUCACUCUCCAAUUUGCAGUC